Psylliodes chrysocephalus is the source of this 1592-nucleotide messenger RNA. The record is from the annotation of a GenBank genome assembly. NCBI's taxonomy places the organism in Eukaryota, Metazoa, Arthropoda, Insecta, Coleoptera, Chrysomelidae.
GUCAAAAUCAAAAUACCCCUACCCUACCUAUUGAAUGCUUUGCAAUUUGCAAUACAAACCAAAAUUAAUUUUUAUUUUUUAUUUAUAAAAAUAACAACAAUAAAUGAUUUUAUAUUUUUGAUUGUUUGCUUACAUAUUAUAUAUGCGUUGUGCAAAUAAAUCAUAAGGAAAUGUCAGUUGAGGAAGAAAUAGAGUUAAAAGACUUAAUUGCUCAAACCCUAAAGUCAAAUGGAACACUGGCUAAAAUCAAGGCUCAGUUACGUGCCAGUAUUUUUCUUGCAUUGGAUGAGGAUGAAAAGAUUAGCAAACAGAAACCUUUAUUAAAUACCAAAAUUAAAGGUUUCAUGGAGAGCGAUGAAGGUAAAACAAUGUUUUACAUAGUUCAUGAGUUUCUGGAGUUCUUCAAUUUGUGUUUUACUUUGGCUGUUUAUGAACCAGAAUCUUACAUAGAUUGUAAUUACAAAUCAGAAGAAAAACAAAGGCUCUUAAAUCAGUUUGGAUUAGGAAAUAUUGAAGAAAGCAAUGAACCAGUUUUAUACCAAUUACUCAAAAUAGCUCAAAGGUCAAAAAAGAAUUUAGAAGUCAAUAUUAAUAUAAAUGGUAACUUGCUUCAAGAAAAUAAGCCGGAAAGUAUACCCACUGAAUCUUCAGUUUCUGAAAAUAUUUGCUCAGAUAAUAGUGAAGAGGAAAACAUUGGUAUUAGUUUAAAACCGAAAAAUGGACUGCCCGAGCCAACUCUGAAUGCUACCUUUGAUGUUCAGAGCCCAAUGUAUUCUAAAGUUGGAAAGUUCGAUUCACUUUCUGCUCAAAAUAGUGAAAAUCUUAAAGAUUUAGAUAGCAUUAGAAACAAAAAACAGAGUGAUGAUACUUACGAUGAUACAAGUUCCUUAGUAGAAGAUGUAGAUGUAGAGUUGACAACUCAAAAUAGUAGUUCGGAAGUUCCUGAAAGGAAAGUGAAUGGCAUCAAAGAAUCUGAAAUUGUUAAAGAUAAACCUAAAAUGUCUCCUCCAAAGUCUGAAAAGUUAAAGUGCAAAAGUAACCUCAGUUCCCUGUCUGAUCUCCCACCUCUUAAUAAAUCUAGAGUUAGUGAUAUUUUACCAUCUUUGUACAAUAAGGAUUUCAAGGAUAAGUCAAAUCUUCGCGAUCUAGAUAAAUUGUUUGAUAUGGAUGCAGAGUUCGAAGAAGAUUCUAUGUACAGUAGUGAUGACUUACCUUUGAAAUCUGAUCAUAAUAGUGUUAGUUUAUUAGAAGAAUUGCAACAAUCAAACAAGAGCAACAAAGAGCAGACGGUUGUGGGAAACAAAGAAAUGAAACCGAAAAAUCCUAGUAGAAUUAUUGCCGAUUGUAAAUUUAAAACUGCCGUCAACACUCAAAAAAAUAAACUAGUUAAUGAGACACUCGAAAUGAAUGGUGAAAAUGUGGAAAGCGCUUCUGACAGUGUUUAGUUCAUUUCUUUGUUAGGACACUCGAAAUGAAUGGUGAAAAUGUGGAAAGCGCUUCUGACAGUGUUUAGUUCAUUUCUUUGUUAGAAUAACUAUUUCAAGGGGAGCCUAACAAAUACGGAAAAUUGAAAUUUGAUUAGUAAAUGAACA